Molecule: messenger RNA, 966 nt
Organism: Trypanosoma rangeli
Lineage: Eukaryota; Euglenozoa; Kinetoplastea; Trypanosomatida; Trypanosomatidae
Product: heat shock protein DnaJ
Exons: 1
Coding region: 1-966 (321 amino acids)
Biological process (GO): protein refolding
Cellular component (GO): cytosol; cytoplasm
Molecular function (GO): Hsp70 protein binding
Source: RefSeq, a predicted model, not a curated record
AUGUUUGGCUUUUCGCAAGAGAUGAGCGGCAUGCUCAACGCCUUUAUGAGUGAAAUACCUCCUGGCUUCUCUCAUCUGGGUGGGCGUCGUAGAAAACAGCAGGUUUCGUAUUCAUUGCCUGUGACUUUAAGCGACAUGUACAAUGGCAAGUCAGUUGAACUUCCAUAUUCCCGUACCAUUGCAUGCAUCUAUUGUGAAGGGUGUGGCACAAAUAGGAGGAAGAACACUGUCUGUCGGGUUUGCGAGGGUGCAGGUUGUCGCCCCAUUGUGCGUCAAAUGGGCAUGAUGAUGCAACAAAUGUCUGUGUCCUGCGAUGCAUGUGGGGGGUCCGGUCUCAAGGUGGACCCCAAGGAUGUCUGUCGUGUGUGUCACGGAAAAAGAACCACGGAAGUGGAAUCUACUUUAACUGUGACCGUGGAGCGUGGAAUGCAUCAUCAAGAGGAGGUUGCUUUCCCUGGAGAGGGGAACUUUGAUCCGUACACUGGAGAGCCUGGCGACAUUGUAAUCGUGUUGGAACAAGUGAAAGAUGAAAGGUUUGUACGUGAGGAGGAUGAUCUUCACAUAACCCAUACACUUACAAUGGCGGAGUCGCUCUGUGGGUUUCAAUUUACCUUCAAGCACCUUGACGGUAGGGAGCUCCUAGUGCGACGGGAGCGAGGGGAAAUAACACGCCCUGGUGAGGUGAAGGUUGUGGUUGGGGAGGGUAUGCCACGGCUGCGGCAUCCUGGUCAGUACGGUGACCUAGUAAUUAAAUUUAAUGUUGCCUUCCCGGAGAGAUUGGAACAAUCACAGGUGGAUACCCUGCGGAAAGCGCUUCCACCUCCUAAAAGCGUGGAUCUGCACCAAUACGACGACGUUGAGGAAUGCUACGUGUCGAGAGAGGAGCUGGAUCACGUCCGGAGGGAGUUGGAAGAAGACGCGAAGGAGGAAGAAGAGGGUCCAAGUGUUGGCUGCGCGGCACAAUAG